Molecule: messenger RNA, 3895 nt
Organism: Mercurialis annua (annual mercury)
Lineage: Eukaryota; Viridiplantae; Streptophyta; Magnoliopsida; Malpighiales; Euphorbiaceae
Product: DExH-box ATP-dependent RNA helicase DExH15 chloroplastic
Exons: 8
Coding region: 48-3527 (1159 amino acids)
Biological process (GO): nuclear-transcribed mRNA catabolic process, 3'-5' exonucleolytic nonsense-mediated decay
Cellular component (GO): Ski complex
Molecular function (GO): nucleic acid binding; RNA helicase activity; ATP binding
Source: RefSeq, a predicted model, not a curated record
GUUGAAACAUAAGCGAUCCGAAACGGAUCCGUAUCAUCUCUCCCGCCAUGAACAACCUCACCAUUUUAUCUCCUCAUCCUCUUCCACUUAAACCUUCACCAUUAUUUCCCUUCUCCUCUACUCUUUUACAAACCCUAACUUUUUGCCGCCCUAAACCUCUUAAAUUUAAACUCCUCUCUUUCAAAUCCUCUCCCUCUCCACUCCCACUCGACUCUCAUCUCUCCGACGCCGACGAGCAAGAAUUAUUCGACGACGAAGAUGACGAAGACGACGACGACGGAGAAGAAGCGGCUGAAGAAUACGAUUACUUCUCCGGCGAAACUUCCGACAACGAAAUCAUCGAAGAUAAUGAGACGGAAACAUUGUCAAAAAAUUGGCAUGCUAAUGAUAAGGAAACUAAAUCGCAGAGAGUUGAGAAGAUUCGUACGGAAGUUAAAGCGUAUGGAAAUGAUAUUAUUGAUGUUCAUGAACUCGCUUCUAUUUAUGAUUUUCGUAUUGAUAAAUUUCAGAGAUUGGCUAUAGAAGCGUUCUUGAAGGGAUCGUCGGUUGUGGUAUCGGCCCCGACUAGCAGUGGGAAGACGUUAAUAGCUGAAGCUGCGGCGGUUGCCACGGUGGCGCGUGGUAGGCGGAUAUUUUACACUACUCCUCUGAAGGCUUUAUCUAAUCAGAAGUUUCGCGAUUUUCGGGAGACUUUUGGUGAAGAAAAUGUUGGUCUUCUGACUGGAGAUUCUUCUGUCAAUAAAGAUGCUCAAAUUUUGAUCAUGACUACUGAGAUUUUGCGCAAUAUGCUGUAUCAAAGCAUUGGAAUGGCGUCAUCUGGGAGUGGACUUUUUCACGUUGAUGUAAUUGUUUUGGAUGAAGUUCAUUUUUUAAGUGAUAUCUCUCGCGGUACAGUCUGGGAGGAAAUUGUUAUUUAUUGCCCAAAAAAGGUUCAACUCAUUUGCCUGUCAGCAACAGUAAAGAAUCCAGAAGAGCUAGCCGGUUGGAUUAAUGAGGUUCAUGGUAAAACUGAAUUGGUGACUUCGUCAAAGCGUCCAGUUCCAUUAACUUGGCACUUCUCCAGAAAGUCUUCUUUGAUCCCUCUGCUUGAUGAGAAGGGAAAGCAUAUGAACAGGAAGCUAUCCCUUAAUUACUUACAACUUUCUGCUUCAGGAGCUAAAUCUUACAAGGAUGAUGGUCCAAGAAGAAGGAAUUUAAAAAAACGUGGGAGUAACAUGAGAUUUAAUAGUAUUGCUAGCAUGUCAGAGGAACCUCUCUCGAAGAAUGAUAUUGGCAGAAUCCGCCGUUCAUUGGUACCUCAAAUAGUUGAUACAUUAGCGCAGCUUAAAGUAAGGGAUAUGCUGCCAGCAGUUUGGUUUAUCUUUAAUAGGAGAGGAUGCGAUGCAGCUGUGCAGUACCUUGACGGCAUCAAAUUGUUAGAUGAAUGUGAGACAAGAGAAGUUGAACUGGCUUUGAAGAGGUUCAGCAUUCAAAAUCCCGAUGCUGUUAGGGAGAAUGCGGUCAAAGGACUAUUGAAAGGGGUUUCUGCACAUCAUGCUGGCUGCCUCCCUCUAUGGAAAUCAUUCACGGAAGAACUGUUUCAAAGGGGACUCAUUAAGGUUGUCUUUGCCACAGAAACACUUGCUGCUGGGAUCAACAUGCCGGCUAGGACAGCUGUUAUAUCAGCUCUUAGCAAGAGGAGCAGUACCGGGCGUAUCCAGCUAACCCCAAAUGAACUGCUUCAAAUGGCUGGGCGAGCCGGUCGUAGAGGGAUUGAUGAAAGGGGGCAUGUUGUAUUGGUUCAGGCUCCUAAUGAAGGUGCUGAAGAGGGCUGCAAAAUUCUAUUUGCUGGACUAGAACCCCUUGUAUCUCAAUUUACAGCUUCUUAUGGUAUGGUGCUGAAUCUCCUUGCUGGUGCAAAAGUCACUCGUAUAUCAAAUGAAUCAGACACCAGAAAAGUUCUUCAGGCAGGAAGGACUUUGGAAGAAGCAAGGAAAUUAGUUGAACAAAGUUUCGGGACCUAUAUUGGCAGCAAUGUGAUGCUUGCUUCAAAAGAAGAGCUCGCUGGAACCCGGAAAGAAAUUGAAAAAUUAUUGUCUGAAAUCAGUGAUGAAGCUAUAGAUAGAAAAAGCAAGCGAACACUAUCUGAGGAGGCAUACAAGGAGAUUGCGGGGCUGCAGGAACAAUUGAGAGAAGAAAAACGCCUUCGAACAGAAUUGCGAAGAACAAUGGAAGCAAAGAGACUGAGUGCUAUUAAGUUAUUGUUGGAGCGGGGAAAUGAUCACUUACCCUUCUUGUGCUUACAAUACAAAGAUCCCGAGGGCAUCGAACAUUCAGUUCCUGCUGUUUAUUUAGGGAAGGCGGACUCGUUUGAUGGUUCAAAUCUUAAAAACAUGGUUGCUGUCAUCGAUUCAUCAGCAACGAAUGCUAUAGCUGAAGUUGAAACUAUGGAAGAUCUUGAACCAUCUUACUAUGUGGCUCUUGGUUCGGACAACUCAUGGUAUCUGUUCACAGAAAAAUGGGUUAAAACUAUUUAUAAGACGGGCUUUCCGAAUGUGGCUUUAGCUCAAGGCGAUGUUUUACCACAUGAAGUUAUGUGGAAGCUGCUUGACAAGGAGGAGAGGCAGUGGGAAAUGCUGGCUGACUCUGAACUUGGUGGCUUAUGGUACAUGGAAGGGUCUUUAGAUACAUGGUCCUGGAGUUUAAAUGUUCCAGUUCUAAAUAGUCUUUCUGACGAUGAUGAGGAAUUACACACGUCACAAGCCUAUCAUGAUGCCGUAGAACAUUACAAGGGACAAAGAACCAAAGUAGCACGUUUAAAGAAAACGAUUGCUCGUACUGAGGGCUUUAGAGAAUAUAAAAAGAUUUUAGAUUGGAAGAGUUUCACACAAGACAAGAUUAAUCGCCUUAAGUUUAGAUCAAAUCGUUUGAUGAAUCGAAUUGAGGAAAUUGAACCAUCGGGUUGGAAGGAGUUCUUGAAAAUCAGCAGUGUUGUACAUGAAAUUAGGGCAUUAGACAUCAAUACACAGGUCAUAUUUCCACUUGGCGAGACAGCAGCUGCAAUUCGAGGAGAAAAUGAACUUUGGCUUGCAAUGGUUCUACGAAACAGAAUCUUAUUAGGCUUAAAACCUGCACAGCUUGCUGCUGUAUGUGCUAGUGUAGUUUCCGAAGGAAUCAAAGUUCGAGCCUGGGAAAAUAAUAGCUACAUUUAUGAACCUUCUUCCGAAGUGGUGAAUAUCGUUAGGAAAUUGGAAGAGCAAAGAAGUUCUCUUAUGCAACUUCAGGAAAAACAUGGUGUGGAGAGAUCCUGUUAUUUGGAUAGCCACUUCUCCGGUAUGGUUGAAGCCUGGGCUUCAGGUCUAACAUGGAGGGAAAUUAUGAUGGAUUGUGCAAUGGAUGAGGGGGAUCUAGCUCGACUACUAAGACGAACAAUAGACCUAUUGGCUCAGAUUCCUAAAUUGCCCGACAUUGACCCAAUCUUACAAACCAAUGCAAAAGCUGCCUCUGAUAUCAUGGACCGUCCACCAAUAAGCGAACUGUCGGGAUAAAAGUUCUUGUCGUCGGAUGGUUGCAAGGUAUUUGAAAACCUUGGAAAAUUCAGCUCCAGACAGGAUGAGCCCUAAUCUGGGCAUUUGACUAUUAAAAUCAUAAUGUACAAGUUUAUUUGACAAAUUUAUCAUUCAAAGAAAGUGUACGUAUAUAAUUCUAGAGCUGUCAGGUUGCUGAAGUGAAAAAAGUUCAAGUGGAAAGCUGUAGAGCAUUAAUUGGGUUAGUUUGAAUGUAAUUUCAAUAGGUUUUAAGAUAGUUUUAAUUAUAGCUUCAAAAAAUAUGUGAACUGAAUUCUUAUCAUUCUAUAACUGUGUUAAAAUCUACAUAAUUAAUGUUAUUGUUUUUGCUAUUUAAAGUAAAAAUUGAA